This is a messenger RNA of Acanthochromis polyacanthus (spiny chromis), 385 nucleotides long. RefSeq names its product nicotinamide riboside kinase 2-like. Bases 18 to 284 code for a protein of 88 amino acids. The record is from RefSeq and is a predicted model, not a curated record. The transcript has a single exon. Lineage: Eukaryota; Metazoa; Chordata; Actinopteri; Pomacentridae.
UCGACCAAUCCGAGAAUAUGAAGUACAUCAUCAGCAUCGGCGGCAUAACCAAUGGAGGGAAAACCACCCUCACCAUCCGCCUGAUCAAGAACCUGCCCAACUGCUGCGUGGUCCAUCAGGAGGACUUCUUCAAGCCCCAAGUUCAGAUUGGAGUUGUUGAAGAUGGCUUUAAGCAGUACGAUGUCAUCACUGCUCUGGACAUGGACACCAUGAUGAGUAGGAUCUAUGUGUGGCUGGAGAACCUGGUGAAGUCUGAGAAGUCUCAUGGCGUUAAUAAUAACUAGCACACAGAGAUCCUCCUAAAGUCCGACCACAAGCAGGAGGGAGAGACUCACAUCGUUAUCGUGGAGGGCUUCCUGCUUCACACCUACAGACCUUUGAUCAA